Dicrocoelium dendriticum is the source of this 1012-nucleotide messenger RNA. The record is from the annotation of a GenBank genome assembly. NCBI's taxonomy places the organism in Eukaryota, Metazoa, Platyhelminthes, Trematoda, Plagiorchiida, Dicrocoeliidae.
AUGUGGAAACACCGAAUUUCGGUGAAGACAACCUCUGAGGCGGAACGUCGUGAAUUCGUUGACCGUAUCGCAAAAUGUGCUCGCAAGCUCAGCACAUACAAUGAACUGCUCGAGGAAGAAGCUAACGAGCGGUAUAAGCUCAGCCUGAAGUUGCGCGCUUACCAUAACAAAGUCAAACAACAGAUUAAGCAAUAUGAGAGUGAAUUAAAGGAGUUGACUGACAAACGUGAUCACGGUGUUGCUCUGAAGACCGAAUUGUUUAAACACAUGUCGAGUCUGCCCGAUUUGAAUCUGCUGCCUGACAUAACCGCUGGCUUGGAUCCUUUACCUACUGUGGGCGAUCUGUUUGGAUAAGCGCUUCUCUGUACCAUUAGAAUCCCUGACUUUCGUGCAUUUUUAUUUGACCUUUGAUGUAAAUAUGUUCGAAAUAUUGUUUUUUUCUACCUAUACCCAUUUUUGUGCGAUUUAAUGUCCGCAGUGUCCUCGGUUUCAGUAAUUUCAGCUACCUAUCACUGAACCCUCCAGUGGCUAUCGUGGGAAUCGAAUGUGACGGUCAACCUUCACUUCAAGCAAACCCAAGAUGAAUUGUUAACCGCUACGAAAGCGCUAUCUGCAGUCUGGUGAAACAGUGAUAAAGCCGUCUUUAUUCAUCUCCACGUCUCAAAUUUGAGUUUCAUUUCAACUUCCUCUACCUAAACAGUGUAAAUAAGCAGAAGACCGGUCGCGGGGAGGUCAUCGUUAGUAGCGUGCAGCGCAUAUUGGUGAUACGUCCUGUUAUAAACCUCCUAGUUGGGUUUCGACUGUCCUAGUCAGAACGGAUGAACUCUUUCACUCGUUGUUACCCACACGCAGAGUUGCCUAAACGAUUCAUACUGGAACGGCUAGUGGACUUAACCGUCAGAAGUGAACCCGUAACUGAGAAGGCGGACGGAACGCCUAAAUAUCGCACUACUGUAUCGUGGCCCGCAGAAAGAAGACUAGCCAAUAGUAAGAGUACUUUACUGAGUCAAUC